Molecule: messenger RNA, 3324 nt
Organism: Closterium sp. Naga37s-1
Lineage: Eukaryota; Viridiplantae; Streptophyta; Zygnematophyceae; Desmidiales; Closteriaceae
Source: the annotation of a GenBank genome assembly
AUGCUCGCCUCGGGUCAUGAAUCUGGGUCCCCCUUCCCAUGCGAUUUCCCAAACCAUUUUUGUGAUUCCACAGACACGGAGUUGUCGGACCUCACGUCCUCGCUGGCGGAUGGAUCGCCAGAGGUUCAGCAGGCAGCCGUGGAUGCACUCAAGUCCAUCGCCGCAGUUAACCCCAAGCUCGUUUUGCUCUUCUGUUCCGAGCUUCUCCAAUCCGGUCAGAGCACCAGCCUGUGGUGGUCAGUGCCUCUGCUGGCCCAGCACCACAAGACCAACCUCUUCUCUGUCAUCGCAGCCACAUCAGCACACUUGAAUCCGCCUCCUCUGUGCUUUCUGGCCAACUUCCAAUUCGCGUGCCUGCACACCCCCCCAUUUCCCCCCUCAGAGCACGAGCCUGUGGUGGUCGGUGCCUCAGCUGCCCCAGCACCACAAGACCAACCUCUUCUCUGUCAUUGCUGCCGCCAUCAACGUGCUUAUAUCUGCCUCCGGCCCUCCCAUUCCCCACCCGUCCACCCUCAGAGCACCAGCCUGUGGUGGUCGGUGCCUCAGCUGCCCCAGCACCACAAGACCAACCUCUUCUCCGUCAUCGCUGCUUCCAUCACCUCCCUCACUCGCCAGCAACACUCCGCUGCUGCUGCUGCUACAGCAGCGGGUGCAGGAGGAUUCUCAGCAGCAGGAGCAGCAUGGGGGAUGGUAGCAGCGGGAGGGAUGCCAGCGGAAGGUGCAGGAGUGGGGAUGGGUUCAGAUGGGGGGGGAGGGGUGUCGGAUCACACCAUGCUGGUGCAGAGCAUCAAGCUGGCUCUGGCGGAGAUGCAGGUGGCAGGCCGAUCAGGCACUGGCAGCGCCCAGAGCAUCAAGCUGGCACUGGCAGAGAUGCAGGUGGCAGGCCGAUCAGGCACAGGCAGUGCUCAGAGCAUCAAGCUGGCUCUGGCGGAGAUGCUGGUGGCAGGCCGAUCAGGCACAGGCAGCGCCCAGGACAUUGGCUCGCCAUUGAACAUGGCUGUAGCAUCUGUCAUCACGGCUGUAGCAGCUGCGUCCACUGCACUGGCCCUGGACGAGGUGUUCUGUGUGCCACAGCCACCACUGCAUCUCAUUGCCGGCGCCUUUGGGCAGAUGGCAAAGAAUAGAUCUGCUGUGUUCCGAGCCGUGUGGCCAAAUGUGCUGAGGAAGAUCGUUCCGCAGCUGCUGACUGUCACUGAGACCACCAAGUACGUCUUUGCUGAUGCAAUCGCCCACUGGUGCCGGGCAUUCACUCAUGGGCAAGGCAUGGCACGGUCUGAUCUAUUCCCCUCCAAUUCAUCCCCCCCCACACACCCCUGUCAUCAACUUGCCACCCCAGCAAUCGCCCACUGGUGCAGAGCAUUCACUCACGGGCAAGGCAUGGCUGUGGUGCUGGCGCUGCAGGAGAGAAGAAGCAGGGAGGCGAGAGGGGAGGGGAAUCUGGAGGGCGGGGCACCGUUGGAUGAGCUGAGGAAUAUCCCAUGGACGGCUGAAGAUUGGGAGGAGUCUGUUGCCCUCCUCCAAUCGGCAUUCGACCUUUUUCUGCAGCGCUGGCUCCUCUCUUCCUCCUCACCGGCCCGGCUAUCCACAGCCAAGGCCAUGGCGGAGAUGGCGUUUCUGCUGCAGGAGAGCUACCUGCGAUCCACGCUCAGCGCGCUGCUGCCCGCCCUUCGCUCCCUGUAUGGCAAGGAGCCAGAGGAGUAUCAGCACGUGCUGCUCCCCACUCUGGAGUUCCUACUCGCCCUCAUAGGCCACUACACCAGCCGCCUGAGCUCCAACGCUGCUGAUAUCCGCAUCACCAUCACUGGCCUCAACACAGCCAUGCGGUGUGCCAUGACCAUCACCGAGGCUUUCCCCCAGCAUGCAAGCGCCUUUGCCAUCCAGAGGGCAGCACACAGAGGGGUGGAUGUGCGCAUCAGGCAGGGGGCUCUGGUUUUGCUGCGACGCAUCGUGACCAGCAUGCCGCAAGUGUGGGCGGGCAGUGAGGAGCAGUUCUGCCAGGGAGCGAUCUACAUCGUCCAAUCAGAAGAGACCAUGGAGAGCGGGCAGGACACGUCAGCACAGGAUAUUUUUGCGCUGGGAUGGGUUCAGGGACGCUCGUCCCUAAUCCACCCCUCCCUAGGCCUCCCCUCUAGCGAUCCCUCCAGCCCUCCAGGAGUUUCUGCUAGCCCGAGAGGGGGAGAGUGGAGAGGAGCGCAGGAAACAGGAGGAGGAGCAGGAGGAGCAGCAGUGGGGUCGAGCAGUGGUGGAGGAGGGAUGGGCGGAGGGGCAGGGGGAGGAGGAGGAGGAUCAACGGUGGGAGGAGGAGGGUCAGGAGCAGGAGGGGGGGUGUCACCGAUAGAGGCUGUGCUGCUGCGGCCAGUGGGAGAGGUGGAGGUGGAGUGGAGCUCUGCGUGUGCUUCCCUGCUGGGCGCAGCUGUGCUUGUGCCCCGGAACACACCGUGUGACGAGACUCGCAAGGAGAUUGUGCAGGUAAUGUUUUGGUUGCCUCAUUUGGAGCUCUGCGUGCUCGUCCCUGCUGGGCGCAGCUUAGGAGCAGCAGGAGGGGUGGUGUCGCCGAUAGGGGCAGUACUGCUGCGGCCAGUGGGAGCGGUGGAGGUGGAGUGGAGCUCUGCGUGUGCUUCCCUGCUGGGCGCAGCUGUGCUUGUGCCCAGGAAUACCCCGUGUGAUGAGACUCGCAAGGAGAUAGUUCAGUCUAGGCGGCUCAUUAGGAGGUGUGCGCGCUCGUCCCUGCUGGGCGCUGCUGUGCUUGUGCCCAGGAACACACUGUGUGACGAGACACGCAGGGAGAUUGUGCAGGUAGUGUCUCAGGUGAUUCAUUUGGAGCUCUGCCUGUGCGGUGUUGCAGCUGCUGAUAACCUUCUCUCUUUUCGCAUCGUGCUCCUUGUCCCCAUUCCCCCCCAGCUCCCAACCUUUCUCUGCCUUCCUGCCGCAUGUUCCCAACCUUUCGUGCUCCUUGUCCCCAUUCCCCCCCAGCUCCCAACCUUUCUCUGCCUUCCUGCCGCAUGUUCCCAACCUUUCGUGCUCCUUGUCCCCAUUCCCCCCCAGCUCCCAACCUUUCUCUGCCUUCCUGCCGCAUGUUCCCAACCUUUCGUGCUCCUUGUCCCCAUUCCCCCCCAGCUCCCAACCUUUCUCUGCCUUCCUGCCGCAUGUUCCCAACCUUUCGUGCUCCUUGUCCCCAUUCCCCCCCAGCUCCCAACCUUUCUCUGCCUUCCUGCCGCAUGUUCCCAACCUUUCGUGCUCCUUGUCCCCAUUCCCCCCCAGCUCCCAACCUUUCUCUGCCUUCCUGCCCCAUGUUCCCCUCCCCAUCUCCCUCCUGACUUUUGA